AUGCUCCAGAGAAGUUGGUACAAAUCAGGAAAGACUCUGCCAGCUGUGUCUGCUGAUUCUGUCACCAGCUGCCUCUGCACUCCUAUCACAGGCAUGGCCAUCCUUUUGCAGCGUAUGACAAUUGUCAAAGCUUCUGGUGAAAGAAAUAACAUUUCCCAAAAACAAGAUGCAACCACUUUCAUGAAUGUGAUAAAUACACGUUUCAUUGCUGCAAGAGGGGGCAGCCGAAUUACCCUUAGCUGUUAUUUUGGUACUCAGGCAAGUUGGCAUAAAGAGACUGAUCAGGGCAAACACCAGGAGAUUAUGAACAGCUCCAGAGUCCAUGUGACUAGAAAUACUUCAAUUGUAGUGAUGCGGAUCAACAAACUCCAGAACAACGACAAUGGUAUCUAUCACUUUAAGAGCAAGAACUCAUUGAAGGCGACAUGUGGUACUGAACUCAAAGUCAUGGGUAUCAGCACCUAUGAGCAAGUGCAGAGUCGGCACAACGUGAAAGAUGCUAUCAUCUUAAUCCAGACAAUUCUUCUUGUCCUUUUUGUGAGCAUACCUGUGUUGCUAACCCAAGGGAAGGUGAGUGAAUGGAAUAGUCAUAAUCGUUCAGGGCUGAUGGUUGAACUAGCUGAUACGUAUGAAGACAUUGGGGUUUACCAAGACAGACCAGAGAAGUGGGAUUUUGGAGAACAUCUGUGUGAAGAACAAAAAGGCUAG
This is a messenger RNA of Thamnophis elegans (Western terrestrial garter snake), 708 nucleotides long. Its product is annotated as B-cell antigen receptor complex-associated protein beta chain-like. Lineage: Eukaryota; Metazoa; Chordata; Lepidosauria; Squamata; Natricidae. The record is from RefSeq and is a predicted model, not a curated record. Bases 1 to 708 code for a protein of 235 amino acids. The transcript is spliced from 6 exons. Gene Ontology annotation, cellular component: external side of plasma membrane; B cell receptor complex. Gene Ontology annotation, biological process: B cell differentiation; B cell receptor signaling pathway.